Paramecium sonneborni is the source of this 2840-nucleotide messenger RNA. NCBI's taxonomy places the organism in Eukaryota, Ciliophora, Oligohymenophorea, Peniculida, Parameciidae. The record is from the annotation of a GenBank genome assembly.
AUGAGAAAGAAGAAGAAAAAAAAAAUAAGAACUGAGAGUUUAGGAAAAACUGUUGAACAUCUUCCAGCUAUAGGCAAAUAAUUAACUUCAAUUAAAACUUAAUCUUAAAUGGAAUAAUCAAAUGUUUAUUCCAAAAGUAGUACUACUAAAUAGAAUUUUGAAUUUAAAUAAAUAUCAUUAGAUGGCAAUAUAAAUCAUUUAGAAAAAAAAGAAGAAUUAAGUCAAAUUUUUUUGAUUAAUUCGUAGACUCAAUCAAAUAAUUUAAUUUAAACAGAUAUCUUGGAUUAGCAUGAAUAUGACAAUAAGAUUAUAGAAGAAUCAAUCAUUAAAAAUUAAAAUGAAUAAAAUUCAAAAAACUAUUUCGAUUUAACUGAAAGAUCUUAAAUUAGUAAUAAUAAUUAUGAUACCAAUUAAAAUUUUUAUGUAGAAUCUUAAAGUUUUUCAAAAAAAGAAGAUGUUUAAAAUAAACUUAAAAAUAAUCUUUAAGAAAAGAAUUAGGAAUCUAAAGAUCACUAGAAUUUAAUUCCUUAAAAUGAGAUUGAUCAUAGUAGAGUUAAUGUUUAAUAAAAAUAAGAUUAAGCUUAGGAAUUUGAUUAAAUUUAAAAUUUUGAUUAAGAACAGAAAAAUCAAUAAUUAAUCCCAAAUUAAGAAAUAUAUUAUAAUGGUUAAUAAUAAAAUGAAUUAGAAGAUAAAAAAAAUUUUCAAUUUAGAAAUUAGAAAACUUUUAAGUAGGAAAUUGAAGAGAAAGAUUAAUUCUUUCAAAGAGAUCAAUUAAUAUAAAAUCAUUACAAUUAUAUAAUUAAUUAAUUUUAAAAUAAUGAAGAGUUGACAGGAAAUUCAAAAGAAGACUAUUUAAGGGAAAUUUAACAAUUUUAAAAUAAAUUAAUUGAAAAGGAAAAAAUAAAUGAUGAUAUUGAUAAAGAAAUUGAAGUUGUUAAUGAAUAAUAAUCAAAACAUAAAGAUGAAAAUAAAUAAAAAACAAGGAAGAAGAUAAUGAAAUUUCACACAAAAUUCAAAUGAAUGUAGUGUAAAAGAAUUAAUCAAAAAAUUAAUUUAUUACAAAAUAAAGUAGAAGUAAGUAAUCUUAAAGAAGAUAAGAUCUGAAAAGUUAAUCUGGAAGUUAAAAAUAAUUAAAUCAUAAAGGUACUUUAAAAAAACAAUUAACAAUAGAGUCAAAAAAAUAAAACGAAGAAAAUAUAACAUUUUGUUGAUUUAAAAAAAAUUAAUGCUAGCUUGCAUAAUAAGCUUUCCCCCAUUUAUUAUAAACACUACAAAAAUAUGUACUUUUCUUAGCAUAAACUUAAAGCCCUAUUUAUUAAAAUAGUGUUUGGCAGCUAAUUAUAUAUUAUAAUAUUUUUUUUUAAAAUACUAUGAGCUAAAUAUUUAUCAAAUUCUACAUCUCUAUUUUUUUUGAACAAACAUUAAUAUAAUAUUUCUUAUGAAAUAGCUGAUGAUUUUCAAGAAAUAGAGAGUGAUCACGAAUUAAUUUCUAAUGAAAAACAAACAAAACAUAAAGAAUCAGGAGCUAAAUAAAAUGGAAAAGUAGAUUAAUAAUCAAAAUAGAAAGUAGCAAUUGAAAAUAAAUAGAAGGUUGUUUUGACUGAUAAAGAAAAAAUGGAUGAAAUUAAAAAUAUAUGGAAAGAAAAGGGAUUAGAUGAAUUUAAGGUGAAAUAAUUAUAAUCAACUAAUUCAAACUCAAUAUUUAAAGCAAUAACUCCAAAUAUUAUCAAUCGUCCAAAGAAUCCAUAAUUAAAAUACAUUUAGAGGAUGCUUUAAUGCAUAGAUGAUUCAAAACUAGAAGAUUACUCAGAUAUUGUACCUAAUUUUUAGCAUUUAUUUAGUGGGUUUUUUAAUAAUAGUCCUCAUUAUAAUCAUUUGGAUGUAAUGAGAGAUAUAUUUUCAAUUUUUUCUUAAAAUAUAGAGAAAGUAGAUAAUGUUGAAUCUUUAUUAUGUAUAUACAAAUAAAAUCCUUUGGCAAUAAAUCCAAAUGAACUAUAUCAGAUGUAAUGAAUCUGAACCAGUUGUACUACAAAAAUAUCUUAAGAAUCCUAUUUAUUGAAGGGACAUAAAUUUGAUAUGAGAAUUUAUGUAUUAGUAACAUCUUUUAAUCCAUUAGAAGUAUUUCUAUAUAAAGAAGGAUUUGCUCGUUAAACUACUUAACCUUUUACUUUAGAUAACAAUGAUCUCAAAAAUUAACUUGUUCAUCUAACCAAUUUUGCAGUUUAAAAGACUCAUGUAUAAAUCUAAUAUUUGGAAUAAUAAUUAGGAGGUUGCAAAAUAUCUUUGAGAUAGUUAAGAGAAAAAUUAAUAGAUUAAAAUAUAGAUUGGAAUAAAAUCUGGGAAUAAGUUUAGGAUUUUAUUUUAAAGUCUUUGGUUGCUUGUCAAUCAGAAAUACCAAAUAAUCCUAAUAGUUUUGAGUUAUUUGGUUAAGAUAUUAUAGUUGAUACAAAUUAAAAAUGUUGGCUAUUAGAAGUUAAUGUUUCUCCAUCUUUAGCUAGAGAUUAUAUUUUAGAUGAAUUGAUAAAAUAAUAGUUAAUUGAUGAUAUAUUUGAUUUGAUAGAUGGCCUAAUUAUGAUCGAUAAAGACUUUGUGAAGUGUUAGAAAGAAGAAUUUAAGAAGAAUAAGGUUGAAAAUCUGUCAUUAAUACAAUGAACAAUUCUAAAUUACAAUUAUAGAGAGAUUUAAAUUAUAUUUUGAAUGGUACUCAUUUAAGGAGAUAUGGGGAAAUGCCAAAAUAGAUGGGAGGAUUUAUGAGAUUGGCACCAUCAGAAAAAAAUGAUAAAUUGAGAUCUUUAGUUUAGAGUUAUAAAACUAUUAAUGGUAGAGGUACUAUUGAUUGA